AUGCAAUAAUCGCGAAAAGUCAUAAACUUAUGUCAUCUUUCACAAUGGGGCCAAACAAAGAGGUUUUCCAUAUGCUGCCAAUAUUUAUAUCUUUUCUGUGUAUCGGAGGUAUAUCUGCAGGAACAUUAUGUCCGGACAACUGGACAGCGUUCAGAGGUUCAUGCUACUUAUCUCCUCGUUAUAAUCUCUCGUUCCAUGAUGCAGAGCGAUUUUGUGAACAUCUGGGAGGAUAUCUAGUAGAAGUAGAUGAUGCAACUGAAAAUGCAUUCCUAAAAAGUUACUAGGAGAGAAUGAUGAGUAUUUAAAAUAUAGUAACAUAACUAUUACAUCAAUAGAGGAUAUUGAAUGAGUGUAAGUUCAAUACUGAAUUUAUUGCACGAGUUGAAUAGAAUUAUAUUAUGCGAGCCUCUGGCGAGCAUAAUAUUAUUUUAUUCAACGAGUGCAAUAAAUUCAGUAAUGAACUUACACGAAUUUAAUAUUCUAUUUAUCACAUACCCAAAAUAAAGACCGUUUAAAUGAAAUAAGAGUAAUUUUACAUUGACGCGCCUUUAAUAUAACGUUAACAUUUAGCGCGUCUUUACACUAUGUUUGUAUACCGCUAAUGACGUCACGUCAAAAUAUAUGCACGGCCGUGCAAUACCAUAUUUACGGAGUCGCAAAAUCGGCACGGGUGUGUGAUAAACAGUUUUAAAAAGUCAAGGAUUGUAAAUAUCAUCUAUUCUAAAUACAUACACAAUACAAGAUAUACUCAGAUUUUAAUUUAAAGUCUUUUUGUAGGGUUAAACGCUUUUCAAACAUUUAUUCAUUUUGCACCAAUACCUGGAGCGGCGUGAGCAAAAUAAUCCGAAAUUGCGCAUGGUUAUUAAAACUCAAGACCUUUAAGACAUAUUAAACAUUUCUCAAAAUAAAUGUUUCGAGUCUUGCAUGUAAAUGAAGUAGUGGAGCAAGGUUCAUGAUCGUAACAGAGUGUAAAUCUAUAGUUGGAUUUUGAACAUGCAAUGGUCAUCUUUAAUUACAACUUUUAUCACCUGUCCAGUAAAUGACUCUAUGAUACUGUACAAGAGGCCCUAUUCAGUAGGCCCUACAAGACAGUACAUGAUUCUUAUACAUUAUAAGCAUUAAAUUACCUGUUCUAACAAACAUCAUUUUUUCUUACGAAAGAUACCGUUCAUUGGAUCGGUCUGACAGAUGAAGUUACUGAAGAAGUUUGGAGAUGGUAUUUUAAUAACAAGGUAGCAACUUUUACUUAUUGGCACAGACUCACUUAUGAACCGAAUGGAGGAAUAGCACAAAACUGUGUAUAUAUUGCCGAAGGUAACGGAUAUGAGUGGGCUGACGCGCCAUGUAUCUCCAAACGGACACCACUCUGUGA
Molecule: messenger RNA, 1372 nt
Organism: Ruditapes philippinarum (Manila clam)
Lineage: Eukaryota; Metazoa; Mollusca; Bivalvia; Venerida; Veneridae
Product: snaclec agglucetin subunit beta-2-like
Exons: 3
Coding region: 30-284 (84 amino acids)
Source: RefSeq, a predicted model, not a curated record